GCUCGUAAAGCAUUAUUUCUUCCUUUAAAUGUUGUUGACUGUUAAUUUAUUAUCUGCCAUUUUUCGUGUCUUGUUUUCCUUUCUUGUUGUUCUCUCUCCUUACAUAAACAAGUGAAGUUGUUCAAUGAGAUCAACACCUCAAAACUCCACCCAUGAACGGCUUCACCCCUGAAGACAUGACAAACAACUCCCCACAUCCCAUAAUCCUCUUAUGGAUCUGAAAAAGAAAGCGCAGAAAAAAAAUCCCGCAACUUCUACCUAAAGGACUAAUGAGCAGCAAACGGAAAGUCCCUUUCAGUGGAAGUUGGAGAAUGCCCGCCCUCGGCACGGUGCACUUCAUGAAGCCGCUCCACAUGCGCUCACCUGUUCCUCAGGGCCGCCGGCACACGCUGCCGGCCAGCGAGUUCCGCUCCCUCAGCCCGGAGGACGCCAUCAGCGUGUUUGAGAUCGAAAGAGAAGCCUUCAUCUCCGUGUCCGGUGAGUGUCCUCUCCACCUGGACGAAGUGCGUCACUUUCUCACGCUGUGCCCCGAGCUGUCUCUCGGGUGGUUCGAGGAAGGGCGGCUCGUGGCCUUCAUCAUUGGCUCUCUGUGGGACCAGGAGCGGCUCAGCUUGGACGCCCUGACUCUUCACAGACCUCAUGGCUCCACCGUCCACGUCCACGUCCUGGCCGUGCACCGGACCUUCCGGCAGCAGGGAAAAGGCUCCAUCCUGAUGUGGCGUUACCUGCAGUACCUGCGCUGCUUGCCCUACGUGCGCCGCGCUGUGCUCAUGUGCGAGGACUUCCUGGUGCCCUUCUACCAGAGGUCAGGUUUCCACGUUCUGGGCCCCAGUGAGAUCACCGUGGGGCCCCUGACCUUCACCGAGAUGUUCUACCCGGUCAGGGGACACGCCUUCAUGCGGCGCAACAGUGGGUGCUGAACGCAGAGGGGGCCGGGUUCUGGAUUUACUGCUGGGAUCUUCAGAGGCAGCAGGACGUCUGCUGCUCCCCGCGGCUGGACCGGAUCCGCUGAGGAGGAACGUCAGAGCUGCAGGCAGCUUCUGGGAAGUUUUACGGGCGGGAAAACCAACCGAAGCCGUUUUCUUCACUUUUACCUCAUUGGUUUUUAGUCACUACAACUUCCAAUGAGUUAUUUAUGCCAUUGAACGUUUUCUAGUUUCCUUGGAGAAUUUUUUAUUCUGAACUUUUUCCAUGGAACCACCAAAGUAAAAGCCUCUUUCAAAUGGGAGGACAUCACAAAAAAGUGGGAGAUUUUUUUUCUUUUCUUGAUUUCUGGGAUCUCUUCAUGGUUGUUGUGAUGUGCUGCUUGUUUUUGGCAAUCAGAAAGCAAAACAGUAAAAAAAUAAAAAAUAUAAAAAGUUUUUUUUUUCUCUUAACCCAUCACCAAAUGUAGGUUCCUGAAGUUACAAAUUUAAUUCAAUGAGAUUUUUAUUUCUAUAGCCCAAUAUUACAACAAUAGUCGUCUGAAUGGGCUUCAUAACAGUAACUGUAUAAUAAACAUGAAAUCAGUCAUAAGAUCCAGUAGGUAAUGGCUAAGCUAAACUAAGCAGAAUAAGCAUCCCUGACCGUAGACCCUCCAUCUCAAAUGUUGUUUGCCAACUCGUAACUUUUUUUUUAUUAUUUAGUUGGAUUUUUGUAAUUUUCCUUUCUGACUUCAUGGAGAACCACACUAUUGUAGGUUCCACAAACAGGAGCUCAAUAAACAUUUCUGCAUAA
Molecule: messenger RNA, 1716 nt
Organism: Oryzias latipes (Japanese medaka)
Lineage: Eukaryota; Metazoa; Chordata; Actinopteri; Beloniformes; Adrianichthyidae
Gene: aanat1
Product: arylalkylamine N-acetyltransferase 1
Biological process (GO): response to light stimulus; circadian rhythm
Cellular component (GO): cytoplasm
Molecular function (GO): aralkylamine N-acetyltransferase activity
Source: RefSeq, a predicted model, not a curated record